AUGACGGGUACUUUUAGACUACUGGUUACGAGUGUGACACUCGCGCUGUCUCUCUCACUCCUCACGUCCCAAUCGUCCGCCCCUUCAAACGAUCGAAAGUGCGACCUGCACUGGGACGCCGUGUCCGAGUUCCCCGGGGCGGAGCGCCAGGGCGCCAUCCUGCAGGCGCUGUCCUUCGGCACCCUCAACGUCAGCCAGCCGCGCAGCGAGUGCGUCUGGCGCCGCCUGCAGGACACGCAGGACGUGUGCCCCGACGGCGACCUCAGCGUGCACCUCUACACCAGCCCCAACUCGUCGCGGCUGGUGAACGUGUCCGAGGCCAACAGCCUGCUGCAGGGCGACUGGGACUCCGAGAAGCACACCAUCGUGCUGGUGCACGGCUACGCCAGCGCCCACGACACCCUGCCCAUGACGAUCCUGCGAGACGCGUACCUGGAGUCCGGCAACUACAACCUGCUGGUGGUGGACUGGUCCCCGCUGGUGAGGAUGCCGUGCUACCCGGCCGCCGUGCACAACGCGCCCCUGGCCGCGCGCUGCGUGGGCGGCGUGGCCCGCCUGCUGCGCGACUCGGGCGCGCGCGGCGACGCCUGGACCUGCGUGGGCCACUCGCUGGGCGCGCACGUCUGCGGCAUCAUGGCGGACAGCGUCAUGUUCCGCGUGCACAAGAUCAUCGGACUGGACCCGGCGCGGCCGCUGAUCCGGCCGCAGAACAAGCACCGCCUGGACGCGGGCGACGCGAGCGUGGUGCACGUGAUGCACACCAACGCGGGCCACUACGGCGAGCUGGCGCAGAACGGCGGACUUCUGCUCACGCGGCCGACGCAGCCCUUCUGCACGCGUGCACAAAACACGAACCUGUGCAGCCACCUGUCGUCCAUCUGCUUUCUGGCCGACUCCAUCGACGGCCAGAGCCCCCUGGAGGCCGAGCCGUGCGGCAGGCGGUGCCCCAGCGCCCGGCGCGCGCAGACCUCGCACGCACAGACCAUGGGGCUGCCCGCAUCCCUGGGCCAGCACACCCCGGACAGUGCCUCCGGGACGUUCUGCGCGAGCACUGCGGUGGAGCCGUACUGCCAGAGGGAGCCUGGUGGCCGCGGACACCCCAGGUGCUGCCCGCCGCGGCACGCGUCCGAGACCACGACGGCGGCCUCCUCGUCGACCACCAGCACGGCAGCGCCGACCGCCGCCACGACCACCAGCACGGCCAGCACGGUGGCGACUGAGGCGCCCACCACCGCGGCCCCCACCACCCCCAGCGUGUACAAGGUGGGCGCCGCCCUGCCCACCACGACCACCGAGAAGCAGCCCGAGCCCACCACCGAGCCGCCGCCGUCGCAAGGGUUCUCGCCCGUCACCGCCCCCGUCAGAGCUCAAGGACGUCCCGUCGGCGAAGCCUCCACCGCCGUGACCAGCCCGGCGACCAGCACCACGCCAGUCGCCACCACCGUUCUGCCCGUCAGGUUCCCGUCGACGCCCGUGCCCGCCGAGGACGCGGCCGCCCCCAGUGACCCCCAGGUCCCCGAGGGGAUGCUUCCGCCGCCGAUGCCGCUGCCGGACUGGAAGCCCAUCGUGUUCCGGUGGACGCCGCCACCGGUGACGGUGCAGUCCGGGGCGAGUGACGUGCUGCCCGUGAGGUGGCCGUCGGCGACACCGGGACCUCUGCACGUGACGCCCGGGGUGCACGUCGUCAUGCCCUCCAACGACACCUCACUGUAUGAGGACCCCGUCGUGACGGAGGGCCCCGUCUUCACGGUGUACUCCACGAGGACGCCGCUGUCGGCGCCGCCCUCCCCCAACCCCGUGGUCGUGGUCAUGGCGGACUCCGGAAUCCAGCAGAAGCAGCAGCCGCACCACGACAUCAGAGACAACUUGAUCGAACCCUCGACGAACUAUUUCGAGACCACGCCAGCAGGGCCAGCAGGGCCAGCAGGGCCAGUCGCCAUGGACCAGGAGAUGGUGGCCAUGAUGCAGAUGAACCCGCCGCCACCCGAGCCGGUCCUGGUGACGGGGUUCCCGUCGCCGUCGCCGCCGCCCCCGGAGCCCGCCACGCCGGAGGAGCCGGGGAUGAUCCCGGCCGCGGGGUCGCCGACGGGCGCGUGGCUGCCCAUGGUCAUGCUGCCCCCCAUGCCCUUCUCCGUGGACGCCUGGGCCCUGCGCUACAAGGACAGGCUGCCCAGGCCGUCGGCAGUGCGCAGGACCAGCUAUCGGAAGAAGGUCUACGACUAGGUCUACGACCAACACGGCCAGGGCUCUGGCCCUUACCCACGAACCGAGAACGCGCGAUCUAUCAUGACGGCCAAGAUUCUGGUUCGCCGAACGAGGCACGACUGACUUCCCUCUGCCAUGCUGUUACCAAAAAAUAAGUCUAUUUAUUUCUCGUGUAGCCCCGUAUUUAUGUAAGUAGGUCUAAGAUACUAUGUUCUGAAAUAAAU
Thrips palmi is the source of this 2429-nucleotide messenger RNA. RefSeq names its product proline-rich protein 36-like. The coding region runs from base 1 to 2223 and encodes 740 amino acids. The transcript has 12 exons. Gene Ontology annotation, molecular function: lipase activity. NCBI's taxonomy places the organism in Eukaryota, Metazoa, Arthropoda, Insecta, Thysanoptera, Thripidae. The record is from RefSeq and is a predicted model, not a curated record.